AUGGACAGUCGCACCUCUCUCCUUGUUCUUGCGCUCGUCGUAUUCGCUGCUACUGGCGCUCUUUUAGCUCCAACAGCUGGAAAAUUGACCAAGUUGACGACGCCGAAUCUGGGUCAAGCCACUCAGCCGGAAACGGACGAUGAACGGAUGGUCCGGGUCAACAACGUCAAUAAUGAAAUAGUAGGUGAAUCCAGUGGAAUAAUGGAGAUGGUGGCGAAGAUUAAGGAUUGUAUCACCGGUCAGAAGCCGAAAGGGACAAACUGGCGUUCAGCAACAAACACGUACGGUGCAGAUGAACGACUAAUCCCGACGGAGGUUCAAACAUCGGAAGGCCAUUUUAAGCGGAUGGUCAGCAGCGUCUACAAGAGCACUGAGGAGGUGCGGAGAUUCAUUGAAUAUCAUCGAAAAGUUUGCCGUGCUAAAGGCAUAAUUGCGAAGGAGGAGUCGUUCAAAGAAAGGUUCAAGGUAACAUACGCCCCAAAUCAUUACUUUCACAAGCUGCUCGAGGAAGAUAUCACACCGGAUCAGUACUUUGAUGCUCUAAAGUUAAAAUCAUUGAUCGGUGGAGCCAAGGUUUUCAGUAACACUGUAAGCGAAAAAUAUCGCCAGUAUGUCGACUAUGACUAUGAAUACCGACUGCAUCUCCGAUCGAAGGGAUCUUGA
Peronospora matthiolae is the source of this 663-nucleotide messenger RNA. The record is from the annotation of a GenBank genome assembly. Lineage: Eukaryota; Oomycota; Peronosporomycetes; Peronosporales; Peronosporaceae.